UAUAUAAAAAUGAUAUAAGAAAUAUUGAAAUUGAAAAGUAAGAAGCACUAUUUAUAACGCACAUACAGCUCUUGUUAAACCACUCACUAACCACUCUGCCCUGUCCCUUGCGUUUUCCAGAUCUGCUUCUCUCACAGCCAUCCACACAGGCAAAGACUAGAUUCUAUUUGAACGUGAUGGGUCGUGGAAAUAGCAGUGGUGGUGGUCAAAGUUCAUUGGGUUAUCUUUUUGGCAGUGGAGAGGCCCCAAAGCCGGCAGCAACUACUGCACAACCUGAAGUGCAGCCUGUAAAUAAUGCACCCCCUUCAAAACCUGCAGCUGCUCCUAAAGCUAUAGACCCAAGCAAGCCUGCUGGCAUCAAUAGUAAUUCUAUUGAUGGUCUGAACACCGGCAACUUCAUCACGGACCGACCCUCAACCAAGGUUCAUGCUGCACCUGGUGGUGGCUCUUCUUUGGGUUAUCUCUUUGGUGGGCCAGGAGAUGGAAAAUGAUUUCUCGUUUGGGAAGCGUUCACUUGAGAAUGAUCUCUGUUAAAAUUCAAGUUGUGUGAACAAAAUGGGUGAUGUAUUAUAGGUUAUGGUUGUUGGGAUAUAAGUUCUUCAAGAAUGUUAUAUUUUAAAUGUGCUUAACAUUGAUUACAGAGCUGUGUUUGUCAAACAAGUUUUUAUUAUCAAUUGCGCAUUUGGUUUUAGUUCUGUAUUAUA
This is a messenger RNA of Medicago truncatula (barrel medic), 704 nucleotides long. RefSeq names its product protein SPIRAL1-like 2. The record is from RefSeq and is a predicted model, not a curated record. NCBI's taxonomy places the organism in Eukaryota, Viridiplantae, Streptophyta, Magnoliopsida, Fabales, Fabaceae. The coding region runs from base 177 to 491 and encodes 104 amino acids. Gene Ontology annotation, cellular component: cortical microtubule, transverse to long axis. The transcript is spliced from 3 exons. Gene Ontology annotation, biological process: cortical microtubule organization.